Messenger RNA from Ectocarpus sp. CCAP 1310/34, 3025 nucleotides. Lineage: Eukaryota; Phaeophyceae; Ectocarpales; Ectocarpaceae. The record is from the annotation of a GenBank genome assembly.
AUGCACUCAGUGGCGUCUGGACUUGGACUGCCCCCCGGCGGAUUAAGCGAGCUAUUUCGGCCAGCGUCCGAACCCGCCCCCGCCGCAGCACCUUCCCCGCAGAACAUCGUAGAUGAAAAGACCGCAAAAUCGAGGUUUUUCGACACAUUGUUCGAACCUUUCCAAGCCGCCACGAAAAAUCUCAAACAAGCCAAAGCAGAGGCGGCAGGCGGCGACAGCGCGGCGCUAGAAAUGGUCGGUUUUCUGGAAAAAAAUAUUGCGAAGAUUAGAACCGAGAUGGCUGAAUGGGACAAGAGUCCCCUUUGAGGGACAGCCCGCGGUCCCUCCCCGAUUCCACAUGUGCAAGAGCGAUCGAUUGUGUUUUAGUGGCGGUUGGUGUAAGAUCGUUCGUGUGUGGGCGGGGGAGGGAGAGGGCAGAUCGCUUUCACUUGCCGUACCGUUUGUCUUUUGUCGGGUGGGUGUUUGACGAGUGCACCACGUGUAGCACACGCAUGGAGAACGCGUAGCGCACGCUCGAAGUUCGAUGUUCGUUUUUUUUUAGACACGUACAGCAGUACCACUUGUCUUUUUUUUUGUGGUGUUUUUUUACAGAUGACCAGGGGGGGGGGACACGCAGAGCGAACGUGUGGCGCACGACCAAAGUUCGUUUUUUUUUAGACACGUACAGCAGUACCACUUGUCUUUUUUUUUGGGGUGUUUUUUUACAGAUGACCAGGGGGGGGACACGCAGAGCGAACGUGUGGCGCACGACCAAAGUUCGUUUUUUUUUAGACACGUACAGCAGUACCACUUGUCUUUUUUUUUGUGGUGUUUUUUUACAGAUGACCAGGGGGGGGGGACACGCAGAGCGAACGUGUGGCGCACGACCAAAGUUCGUUUUUUUUUAGACACGUACAGCAGUACCGCUUGUUUGUUUUUGGUCGGUAUGUUUUUCACCAACCACCGUCUGCAUUCGUAGAUGCUUCGGAAACAACGUCUCCUCACGACGCGAACUUAGUCAAAUACAACGUAAAAAACGUUUUGAACGCGGAUCCAUUCCCGAUACCGUUAUCCCGGGCUGUGGGAGCUGACCGUCUACGCCAUGAUGCUGUUCAGCCAACACUGUCUCCCUAGAGGCAACAUCGUGAAGUCAGAAAAAAAAAACAUAUCUGUUACCAUCUCGCAUCACGCAACUAUGACAUGACAAAAUUCCCCCACACAGGGGGGAGGGUGCUCACCCUUACCCUACACGCCAAAUGUUAUAAAAUAAAUGCGUUUGGAAACCUACAUUUUUCUUCAACGUCUCUGCAAUUCGAAUUUUCUCGCGCAAGAGAUGCACAACGCAGGAAUGACACCCAAACAAACGACGUAAUGAACAGCGACAAUACGUACCGAAACAACACGAAAUCUUACCGGACACCACUCGUAGAAUACCCCGGUUUAUGGUGUUUGUAACACAUAAAACACGACCUCCGCGAAAUUGCCCGAAACGUCCUCGUAGAGGCGCAUGUGGAUUUCGCGCCCGACCCUCUCCCCCCAAACAAAAAAAAACUUUCUCACCAGCCCGUGCGCCUUCCCUUCCCUUUCCCCCCCCCCGCCCUACCCCACCAGAGGUGUUGCAUUCCCGACCACGGUCCACAUCCGCCGCCCCGGCCCCGGCCCACGCUCCUCAAAGGCCACCACGGCCGCAUUUGCCUCGUUUCAUCCAUCAUCCAUGCACUACGUCCUCGGGACCCACCCUCCACCGCAGCCCGCCCGCGUUCGAUCCCUCACGUCUUCCUCGCUGCGUUGCGCACCAAGUUGUGCUUUGGGCGGUACUGGCGCUUGUUGUCCAGCAUCAUCGUGAUCCCCUUGCGCGUGGAGACUUCGCCUGACCUGGUCGGUUUCUGCGCGUCCUUGGUGGUCGUGCUGAAAGAUCCUGGCAUAGUCUUGUCGACGAGUAGGUGGGGGCGUGCCUGGACCACCUCCGCGUCUUCUUCCGACCGUUAGGAGCAAGAGUCUUCACGAAGAGGCCAUCCCCCGCAGCUACCACACCUUGAAAGGCGCCGCCCGGGCUUUUUUCCUGAGGAGGGACAUGGCAGGCGGGGAGGGACACAACAGAGGCGCUCUUAGAUUCGUUAAAGUUUGAUUUUCGGGCAGCGGCAAGCCCAUCGACUACCCCAGAAAAAACGUACAGGUGCUUCCCGGUCGCUCCUCGUUCGGUGCGUCUAGACAACCAGGAUAUUAUGCCGAGCGGAGGAUCGACAUGCAUGCAUCCAUGCUAUCGGCGUCAUUUGUUUUGGGUCAGGCUCUGAAGCAGUAGUACCUUGUAUAUUUACCAUACACGUUAGGAGGCCUGUAGCCUACGGAAGAGGUGAAGUUGAAUUGCUCUUUCGACACCAGACCCGGUAGGCAUACCACAGCACAACACCUGUCUGUCCAUUUUCGCCGCCUUGCCUGUUUUUGGCCAUGUUCGCACGUACGUCGGUUCGCAUACUGUAAUCUAUAUUCAAAGUAAUGUUGAAACUAAAUCGCCACCAAACACGAUCAUGUUCGUUCACAACAUCAUAGUCACCUGCCUGGAAUGCAAACAUGCAAUCUACCCUGCUGCUGUUAAUUAUUUAGUGUGUCAUUUCCGCACCUCCCAUUCUGCCGCCUGCCGGGUGCACUCAUCCUCGCUCUGCGGAAAAAAUAACGGCCCAACCUCUGCUGUGCUGUUGAUGGCAUCCACCACCUGCCACAAGAUGCUGAAGGCCGUCUCCUUGGACACGCCGAAAAGCACGGCGACAUCGAGAUACGAAGCACCGGCCAUCAUCCGCAAGCCGAUAGCUAGUCGGAUCUUCGUGGGAACAGCACCGCCUUGAUACCGUUUUCCUGUUUCGCAUGAAGCACAGAAUAAGCAUAGCGUGAACGUAUCAGCAGACGAAAAUAGCAAGUUCUGGGCCAAGAAAGUGUUAUCCUCACCCUAGUCAGACACCGGAGGUCACCGUCCUGCUGUGUAAACCGUCCUGCUGGUGUGAGAGUGCGGGCGGUGGUGCUGCGGGAUGAUUCGGAUUGAUUCCUACAG